Aspergillus mulundensis is the source of this 414-nucleotide messenger RNA. RefSeq lists its product as uncharacterized. The coding region runs from base 1 to 414 and encodes 137 amino acids. NCBI's taxonomy places the organism in Eukaryota, Fungi, Ascomycota, Eurotiomycetes, Eurotiales, Aspergillaceae. The record is from RefSeq and is a predicted model, not a curated record. The transcript has a single exon.
AUGCCCUGUUCUCAGGGGGCACCGACCCUUCGGAAAUUGAAGUUAUGGCCCAGCUCGGCCGGUCGCUACUUGCGCCGGUCGCUACUUGCGCCCAAGCAUCUGCCAAAGAAUGGACGUCGUAUCUUCGGAGCAGCCGAGCUCGACAAGAUCGGUAGCGUUUUAGCCUACGAGGUACUUGCCGACACAAUGCGAAAACCUGUUGGGCACGACAACCAUGAGGGACUCUUUGAGGGCAGAAUAAGGGGAUUACAGUACCUGCAUGCUCGUUCGCCCGACAAGGAUGGCCCAAUCAGUGGAAGGCCAACUGUUGCGAGCUGGACUCGCACCAUCAGCGGCAUAAUAUUCGCCGAAAGACCGCCCCCAGCAAUGUUGCUACAACGAUCAACGUUGAAAAUCCGGAAUAUUGUAUUCUAG